AUGCCUACACGAUCCGGACUUCGACUAUCCCGACCUAUUCCUCCCCCAACUUGCAGUCAUUGUGGCGCACGAGGUCACAUCAACACAGUGUGUCCACGAUCCUCCUACUCUCCUGUUAUCCCAGCCCUCACCUGCCCCCACUGCAUCCGAACAGUCAGAAGUAGACAGAGUAACGAGCCAGACGGUACGCAGAUAGUGGUUACGAUAGACCCCUGCGAUACACACUCCUCUCCUGUCGUCAGACCGUCUCCCUCUCCCCCUCACACCCCUGCUGCUCCUACAGCACCUGUGGUUCUUCCUCCUCCUCCCCCUCGACCUGUCGUUCCGGUAACCUCAGCACAUGUUCCAGUUCCCGCUCCCGCUCCGGCUCCGGUUACUGUACCAGCUCCGGCUACUGUUCCUGCUCCUGUUCCGGCUGCCGCUCCUGUUCCAGCUCCCGCUACAGCUCCCACCGGUCCUGUUCCGGCCCAUUAUCCUGGUUCGAGCCGCACCUUCACCAUCGACGGAGAAGUUUCAAAGUACGACAGGAUCCUGGCACGUGUCCGGAAUGGUGCUACGAAGAAGGAGGCACUCGCUGCAGAGGGGAUAUCUGAGUCCUUUUUCGGCAGGAAGCGCUGCAUAGCAGAGGCAGCGAGGAUUGACCUACCUUCUCUCCGACAUGGUCUCCUCCAGCUGAUAAAUCCCACGCUUAAAAACCUUCUACCAGUGGCCAGGGAUAUCUGCAACCGGAACCAAACUGUGCUUCGCACACUCCACGCUUCAGGAGAAGCACUCCCUCCCAAGAGGAUAUACUGA
Molecule: messenger RNA, 795 nt
Organism: Bolinopsis microptera
Lineage: Eukaryota; Metazoa; Ctenophora; Tentaculata; Lobata; Bolinopsidae
Exons: 1
Coding region: 1-795 (264 amino acids)
Source: RefSeq, a predicted model, not a curated record